AUGAGGGAAAGAGUAGUACAGCAAUUCAGGGCGCAGCUCUGGUUGUUCUUCCUGUGCAAGAGCAGCAUCCAUACCACGACCAAGAACACCAAGCUCCGACACGAGAUCCAUCUGGGCAAGCGCGAGAGAUACGACAUCGCGGAGCCAGCCAAACUAGUGAAGAGGGUCGAAGAAAUCCACAAGUACUUGAACCUCACCAAUGAGACCCUCAUUUCUCUGAUGGAUGACUCUAUCGGGUACUUGAUGAAACUAGGGAACGACGCUAGCGACGAUCUCAACUCGACAGCAAGCCAAUGGGUGAGUGUGGACCCUUACCGGAAGAACUACCGCAAGGCCGUGGUGCAGAAGUUGCGGGAUGUUGUCGAGGCGGACAGAAGCAGUUUCUUUGAGCAGAUCGACAAUGUCGGGAUCUUGUUCCAACCGAGCACUCUUGCGAGGUCGGUCUAUGGAGCGAUGAUCCAGGCUAAAGACAUACAGGGGCUGAUAAUCAGGCUGCGCUGGGAUGUGGCACUAGAAGACCUCUGCAAGUUUAGCGUCGCUGUUACAGAGACAAGUGUUCUCCCUCUGACGGUCGACGACGCACAAGAGCUACCCAACUCGAGGCUGACGCUGGGCAAAAUCAAUGGUGGUUGUCGAUAUGGUCCACUGAUGCAGCUAAUGCUAAAUUGGGGUCUUCAGUUGUUGAUUGUCCGAGACUUUGGGGAACUCUUCUUGCGUGUGUUCAGCUUGCCCUCCUUGCACCUCCCAGGCCACGUUUACUAUCAGUCAGUCCCGUUCUUAAACCACAGCCACAUAGUCCGCGACCUCCGAGGACCCAAGGCGUUGUUGUCACAAUAUCUACGAUUAUUGAUGGCUGCAGACAUCUCUAAGGGCUGUACUCUGGGACCAAAGCUUGCAAAUGAGCACUCUGGGGACAUUACACCAGAUAGCAGGAUGCCCCUUCAAGAAGGCUGUCAUACUCGGUCCAUAAAUGGGCGCACUCCACAGCAACACGAGCAGAUUCUUUCGAUUGACGCGCUGCUCCAGAACCCUCAUCUCAGCAUUACGGGCUAUGGCUAUCAACAUCGCGUUGCAUCAGCCAUGUGCUUUACAGAGGGCUUAGCUACGUUCGACAUCAGCACUGGCAUCAGUGACGCAGAAUGA
This is a messenger RNA of Gamsiella multidivaricata, 1143 nucleotides long. RefSeq lists its product as uncharacterized. Bases 1 to 1143 code for a protein of 380 amino acids. Lineage: Eukaryota; Fungi; Mortierellomycota; Mortierellomycetes; Mortierellales; Mortierellaceae. The record is from RefSeq and is a predicted model, not a curated record. The transcript has 5 exons.